CUCUCCCUCUACUCCACAGACGCCGGUGUGUGAGCAAGAGGCGGGCCCCGCAGCUCAAGCUCUGCCUAUGACUUACUCCAUCGUCUUACAAGACUGCAUCAACACCUUCCUCCAUGUCAACCUCUCAGCUCAUGACGCCGGUGUGUGAGCAAGAGGCGGGCCCCGCAGCUCAAGCUCUGCCUAUGACUUACUCCAUCGUCUUGCAAGACUGCAUCAACACCUUCCUCCAUGUCAACCUCUCGGCUCAUGAGGUGUGGUGCAACGCUACCUGGGACCUGGUGUUGUGCUGGCCGCCUACACCCGCCGGGGAGAGUGCCGAGCUGCCCUGUCCUCCUGUCAAGGGGGUCGACCCGUCAAAGUAUGUCAGCAAGAGGUGUGACGUCUCGGGCCGCUGGGAGGGGAAGUCGCCCGGGGACUUCAGUCUGCCUCAAGGCUGGACCAACUACACCGUCUGCUUCACUGAAGUCAUGCAGGACAUCAUCCGGGAGCUCUACAAGAAGUCAGCAGAGGACGCCCAGAACAAGCUGAACAUCGCCGUGGGGACCCGGAUCCUGGAGAUCGUGGGACUGAGUCUCUCACUAGCCUCACUCUGCGCCUCACUCGCCAUCUUCUUCUACUUCCGGAGCCUGAAGAACAACCGGACGCGGAUCCACCGGAACCUGUUCGUGGCGAUGGUGAUCCAGGUGAUGAUCCGCCUGGUGCUGUACAUCGACCAGGCGGUCACCAGGUGCAGCGACGACGGUCACGGGCCCUCCGACACCAACACCACCAGGCACGGCAUUGACAACACUCCUGUGCUGUGUGAGGCGGCGUAUGUUCUUCUGGAGUAUGCAAGAACAGCAAUGUUCAUGUGGAUGUUCAUCGAGGGACUCUACCUUCAUAACAAAAUAACAGUGACCGUGUUCCAUCACAGUUUCUACUACAGUGCCUACCAGGCCGUCGGCUGGGGCGUCCCGGUGCUAAUGACGGCUGCCUGGGCCACGGCAACUGCCAUGUUCUAUGGCAGCUCCAGGUGCUGGUGGGGGUACAACUUCACGCCCUACUACUGGAUCAUGGAGGGACCAAGGUUCUCUGUCAUAUCGAUGAACAUGGUGUUCUUACUGAACAUCAUCCGGGUCCUGGUGACGAAGUUGAGGCAGAGCAACUCCAGCGAGGCUCAACAAGUGAGGAAGGCGGUGAAGGCGGCCAUCGUGCUGCUGCCCCUGCUAGGGAUCACCAACGUCCUGAACAUGGUCAAGGCGCCGCUGGGAAGGUCGGCGGCGGAGUUCGGGCUCUGGUCCUACGCCACCCACUUCCUCACCUCCUUCCAGGGCGUCUUUAUCGCUCUCCUCUACUGCUUCCUCAACGGCGAGGUACGGACGGCAGUGAGGAAGUACGUGUACAACUACUGGCUCCACCGCAGCGCCGGGGUUCGAAGGGGGUCGGGCCUGUCCUCCGUGUUUCUGACCAUCGUCACGGACCUCCCCAGAGACCACCAGCACCAUGGGGGCAGACACCAUCUGUGUGGCUGUCUGAGUGGCGGCCACAGUCCCCCCCAGGG
Procambarus clarkii (red swamp crayfish) is the source of this 1540-nucleotide messenger RNA. Lineage: Eukaryota; Metazoa; Arthropoda; Malacostraca; Decapoda; Cambaridae. The record is from RefSeq and is a predicted model, not a curated record.